Molecule: messenger RNA, 2452 nt
Organism: Drosophila guanche
Lineage: Eukaryota; Metazoa; Arthropoda; Insecta; Diptera; Drosophilidae
Gene: Tpr2
Product: dnaJ homolog subfamily C member 7
Exons: 4
Coding region: 335-1846 (503 amino acids)
Molecular function (GO): protein binding
Source: RefSeq, a predicted model, not a curated record
CUAUUCUCUUCAAAAUUUUAAAAAUAAAAAUUAAUAAUGCAGUCACACUGAAUUUUGUGGAAUUCCGCGGAUACAGAAAAGGCAACGGCUGCAGCAGGGCAAACACCGAAAAGUAGUGGAAAAAACCAGUGGCAAUAUAUCGCGGGCGCGUGUUGAAAUACAUACACAGGCAAACGGGCACGUAGGAAAGUGUGAGGACUGACGCAAAGAGAAAAGAGAGCAGAGCUACACAGCUGCAGAUAAAGUGUUAAAUUAACAAAACCAACAAACACGUAGAACAACACGCGCCAGUUUGGAAGACAUUGGUGUAGCUGUGCUGGAGCCAGAGAGCCGCAUGGACGAAGAAGUCAUCGAGAUUAGCGACAGCGAACGCGAGGAAACCGAAUCGACCUCUGAAAUGGACGUUGAGCUAACGGAACAGCAGACCGCCGAUGCGGAGCAGAUUGUGCCCAAGGACGCGGGAACCAUUGCCGAAGAGAAAAAGAAACUGGGAAACGAUCAAUACAAGGCACAAAAUUAUCAGAAUGCGCUCAAACUCUACACGGAUGCCAUCUCGUUGUGCCCCGACUCGGCCGCAUAUUACGGCAACCGGGCUGCCUGCUACAUGAUGCUCCUCAACUACAAUAGCGCCCUCACGGAUGCCCGCAACGCCAUACGCAUCGAUCCAAGCUUCGAGAAGGCGUACGUACGUGUGGCCAAGUGCUGCCUGGCGCUGGGCGACAUCAUUGGCACGGAGCAGGCCGUGAAGACUGUGGCGGAGCUGAAUGCCCAGAGUACGGCUGUCAGUGGAGAACAGGCGGCGGCACAGACGCUCCGCCAAUUGGAGACGACCAUACAGACCAACUACGACUCAAAGGCAUAUCGCAAUGUGGUCUACUACCUGGACAGUGCCCUGAAGCUGGCUCCCGCUUCCAUUCGAUAUCGUCUGCUGAAGGCCGAAUGCCUGGCCUAUCUGGGACGCUGCGAUGAGGCCUUGGACAUUGCCGUGGGCGUGAUGAAGCUGGACAGCAACUCGGCGGACGCCAUUUAUGUGCGCGGUCUGUGCCUCUACUACACGGACAAUCUCGAUAAGGGUAUCCUGCACUUUGAGCGCGCACUGACCCUCGAUCCCGACCACUACAAGUCGAAGCAGAUGCGCAGCAAGUGCAAACAGCUGAAGGAGAUGAAGGAGAACGGCAACAUGCUGUUCAAGUCGGGGCGGUAUCGUGAGGCGCAUGUGAUUUACACGGAUGCUCUGAAGAUCGAUGAGCACAACAAGGACAUCAAUUCGAAGCUGCUCUACAAUCGGGCACUGGUCAACACUCGCAUUAGUGCUCUCCGGGAAGCAGUGACCGACUGCAGUCGCGUCCUCGAGCUGAACUCGCAGUAUCUGAAGGCCUUGCUGCUUCGUGCCCGCUGCCACAAUGACCUGGAGAAGUACGAGGAGGCAGUGGCCGACUAUGAGACGGCCCUCAACCUGGAGAAGACCACCGAGAUUAAACGUUUGCUGCGCGAGGCCAAGUUUGCCCUGAAGAAAUCAAAGCGAAAGGACUACUAUAAGAUAUUGGGUAUUGGGCGGAAUCCAACCAAAGAUGAGAUUAAGAAGGCGUACCGCAAGAAGGCUCUGGUGCACCAUCCGGACAGGCAUGCCAACAGCAGUGCCGAGGAGCGCAAGGAGGAGGAGCUGAAGUUCAAGGAGGUAGGCGAGGCCUAUGCCAUACUGUCGGAUCCGCGCAAGAAGGCGAGAUACGACAGCGGACAGGAUAUCGAGGAGCAAGAGCAAGCCGAAUUUGAUCCGAAUCAAAUGUUCCGUACGUUCUUUCAAUAUCCAAACGAACCCAAUGCCUCCUUCUCCUUUGAAUUUUAAAACGAACAUCAAAAGAGAACAGCGAGGACCACUCACAUUCUGCCUCCACGAUGGCCAGCGCAGCGACAUACAACAACAACAACAACAGAUUAAUCCACACACAGCCAACGCACAAAUGGGAAUCAUAAUUUUGAUUUUUUUUGCAUCCAUUGUGGCCGCCGCAUCCAUAGAGAAUACAACAAAAUAUAUUGUGCAUGUUGAAGAAUUGAAUUUUUUAUGUGAAAUCAGAAUAGCAAAACGGCGAAAGGCAAAUUUCUAAUGUUAUAUUCCUUACCCCUGCCACCACAUUGUAAAAGUUAAUUUUAAUCUCCUCCUACUCCUACCACCCACCCGGGGCGGCAUUCAAACAGUUGUCCAAAAUUUUCAAAUAUAUGUAAAAAUAUUUUAAAACAAAAUGAGAGGCUGCUCGAUGAAUGUGUGUCAUUUAAGUAAAGUCGUACAACUUUUUCCUGCGGCCCAACAAGUCAUGUGUGAUUGAUUAAUUAAUGGUUAAACAAUGCGUAGGUCUACCGUGUAACCAAUCUUUAUUUUGUAAUCUUUAAGCCAGACACUUAAGUUGUAUUUUUAAGUUACAAAAACAAAACAAUGUUAAAACACAAAUAAGCA